AUGGCGACACCCUCGUCGGCGCCCAGAGCACCCUUCGUCGCAUGCCGAGCCGUCUCGACGACGAGGGCCGCCAGAAGCAAGAAUACAGAAUGGGUUCGUAAGAAGCUGUGGAAGGGCGAGGCACCUGGACUAGAGGACCCCUAUACGCAACGUCCAGAACCCGAGGACCCUUCGAACCUGCCGGAAGAGGCACUUGAGUUCCAACCGCGGACCGACAAGACUCCUGCGGCGGUUCUCGAGUCUCGGUUAACACUGCCGCCAAAGCGAACCGAGGCGGCGUCUGAGAAGGAGUUGGCAUCCUCAGACCCGACAUAUGUCCCCGCUACCGAGGCAGAAGGACUCGAGGAGAUUGGCGCCUUGAACACGUGGUGGUAUCAGGAGGGUCACUGGGGAGAAGAGAGUGAAUUCAGGGGAUUCGGCAGUGCGGAAAAGGUGGUGGAUAAGGAUGUUGUCGAGGUUUACUUGCGACAGGCCGUCGUCGAGGCUCUUGCUCUGCGGGAGACUGGCGCCUUUUCACAGUGGGCGACGAAGAAGUGGCGGGAGGGACCUCGCAGCGAGCUGGACCAGGUGCUGGCGGCAGAGAUUCAGGUGCAAGGGAGCCAGGCUUCGCUGAAGGGGGAUGUGGCUGCCAUUGCACAGAAUCUCACCGCCGAGUCCGAUGAGAUGGAGGCAACGGAGAGGAUUCGUCCCGAGGAGGCUCGCGAGAUGCUCAAGACGUGGGACGCGUCAUGGAAGGGCCUCGUCCUGGAUGACCAGCUCAAAUUCGCUCUUCGCAAGCGUCUUUACCAGCUCACAGGCACCCUCAUCGCCGAUGCCAAACUUGGCGCUGCGCACACUGUCAGGCACGUCUUGACUCUUGCAUCCAAGAAAUCCCAGCCUAAGAAGCUAGCUGAACUUUUGGAGACACGAAGUGACGUUCAAGAACUCGCCAAUGUCAAAGUUCACAGCCGCAAGAUUGGACCCAUCGACAAGGAGACCGCCUUGGGUCGAUGGAAGGUGAUUGAGGAAGAGUUGACGAAGCGCGGUUUGCCAGUCACUGGCACGGCAGGCAUGUCAAAGAACAAGGAAAGGGACUGGAUUUCAGGAAAGAUUUGA
Molecule: messenger RNA, 1095 nt
Organism: Metarhizium robertsii ARSEF 23
Lineage: Eukaryota; Fungi; Ascomycota; Sordariomycetes; Hypocreales; Clavicipitaceae
Product: Ribosomal protein L50, mitochondria
Exons: 2
Coding region: 1-1095 (364 amino acids)
Cellular component (GO): mitochondrion
Source: RefSeq, a predicted model, not a curated record